AUGUGCGGUGCCUCCUUUGCCAACAUAAUUGGCUCAACUCAGUUGCUGACACUUGUUGAUGCUGGUGUUGUAGACAUUGACCAGCCCACGCGGAGGUUCGGUCAACUGCAGGCUCUGCUCCUUACGCAUGCGUUCAGUUCGUUGUUGCAUGUUGGUGGUGGUUGUGUUGUGAUGGUGGUGUUGGAGACGGUGGUGGUGGUGGAGUGCGAUGCGGGAAUACGAUGCUUUGAUGAUGAUAACAAUGCUAACGAAAUGAUGAUGGUGAUGGUGAUGAUGAUGAUGAUGAUGAUGAUGGAGGAGUAG
Molecule: messenger RNA, 303 nt
Organism: Hydatigera taeniaeformis
Lineage: Eukaryota; Metazoa; Platyhelminthes; Cestoda; Cyclophyllidea; Taeniidae
Source: the annotation of a GenBank genome assembly